ACUGCUUCUGGAAAAAACAACAGCUAGCAAGCGGAGCUGCUAGAUGUUGUUUGUUAGCAACUAUAGAUAUUAAAGUAGCACUGGAUUUCACCGCAGCCCAUCAGACGUAGUUCCUUAUUAAGCCCAUGGCGAUGAGAGAGGCAAUGGUCCAUGAAGAGUUUUGGAUACACAGAGAGUGGCUCGUCCACCACGGUCAUCACCAGGCACUGGAGUACAGAUAACACCUCCAAACUGGUGUGUGUUUUGGGGGCGGCGGGGGUGCAAAAGGUGACGGUAGAGUAUUCCAGAGAGACACUGGUUGGAGACAGCAGCUUCUGUAAGAUAAACCAUGAUCCCCAUCACUGAGCUGCGGUACUUUGUGGACACACAGCCGGCAUACCGCAUCCUGAAACCAUGGUGGGAUGUGUUCACCGACUACAUCUCCAUUGUUAUGCUCAUGAUUUCAGUGUUCGGGGGGACACUGCAGGUCACUCAGGACAAGAUGAUCUGCCUGCCCUGCAAAUGGGUGGUCAAUGAGACCUGCAAAAAGAACUUCAACGCCACCCUCUCUGCAUCGUUGUUCUUGGAACCCAGAGGGAUCCAGUACGAUCUGGACCGCCACCAGUACAACUAUGUGGAUGCGGUGUGCUACGAGAAUAGAUUGCACUGGUUUGCCAAGUAUUUCCCUUAUCUAGUAUUACUUCACACCCUUAUUUUCUUAGCCUGCAGCAACUUUUGGUUUAAGUUCCCACGGACUAGUUCCAAACUAGAGCACUUUGUAUCCAUCUUGCUGAAAUGCUUUGACUCCCCAUGGACAACUAGGGCACUGUCAGAGACAGUGGUUGAAGAGAGUGACCCAAAACCAAUGAAAAUGAACGGCUCGAUGGACCACAAGGAGUCUGUUAUCAGUGAGGAUGUCGAAGCAAGUGUCCCCAUGCUGCAAAGGACAAAGACACGCUUUGAGCAGGGCAUUGUAGAUAGAACAGAAACUGGGGUGCUGGACAAGAAAGAGGGCGAACAGGCAAAAGCCCUGUUUGAAAAAGUCAAAAAGUUCCGUAUACACGUCGAAGAAGGAGACAUUGUGUACAGGCUGUACAUCCGUCAGACUAUCAUCAAAGUCAUCAAGUUCAUUUUGAUAAUCUGCUACACAGGGUAUUAUGUGCAUGAUAUUAAAUUCAGUGUUGACUGUUCGGUGAAUAUAGAAAGCCUGACAGGAUACAGCGUGUACCGUUGUGCUCACCCAUUGGCUACCCUUUUUAAAAUCUUAGCCUGUUUCUACAUUAGCUUAGUGGUGGUGUAUGGUUUGAUUUGCAUGUACACACUUUGCUGGAUGCUUCGGCGCUCUCUGAAGAAGUACUCCUUUGAGUCGAUUCGGGAAGAGAGCAGCUACAGCGACAUACCUGAUGUGAAGAAUGACUUUGCGUUCAUGAUGCACAUGAUAGAUCAGUAUGACCCUCUGUACUCGAAGCGCUUCGCCGUGUUCCUCUCAGAAGUGAGCGAAAACAAGCUGAGGCAGCUCAACCUCAACAACGAGUGGACACUGGACAAGCUCAGGCAGAGGAUUACCAAGAACUCUCAGGAGAAGCUUGAGUUGCACCUUUUCAUGCUGAGCGGCAUCCCAGACACAGUAUUUGACUUGAUGGAGCUGGAGGUUCUGAAGCUGGAACUGAUCCCUGAUGUCACCAUCCCGCCCAUCAUCGCUCAGCUGGUCAACCUGCGAGAGAUGUGGCUUUACCACACACCAGCCAAAAUCGAAGCUCCUGCUUUGGCGUUUUUGCGUGAGAACUUGAAGUCCCUGCACAUCAAGUUCACUGACAUCAAAGAGAUUCCCUUAUGGAUUUACAGUCUGAAGAAUCUCAGCGAGCUUCAUCUGACAGGGAAUCUCAGCGCGGAGAACAACCGUUAUAUUGUCAUUGAUGGACUCCGGGAGCUCAAGAGGCUCAAAGUUCUUCGUCUGAAGAGCAAUCUCACCAAGCUACCUCAGGUGGUGACUGAUGUGGGCAUGCACCUCCAGAAGCUCUCCAUCAAUAACGAAGGCACCAAGCUCAUGGUGCUCAACAGCCUAAAGAAGAUGGUGAACCUGACAGAACUGGAGCUCAUUCGCUGUGAUCUUGAACGCAUACCGCACUCAAUCUUCAGCUUGCACAACUUGCAGGAGAUUGAUCUGAAGGACAACAACCUGAAGACCAUCGAGGAGAUCAUCAGCUUCCAGCACCUUCAUCGGCUUGUCUGCCUUAAGCUCUGGUACAACCAGAUCGCCUAUAUUCCCAUCCAGAUUGGCACGCUGACCAACCUGGAGAAACUUUACCUGAACAGAAACAAGAUCGAGAAGAUCCCCAGCCAGUUGUUUUAUUGCCGAAAGCUGCGCUUCCUGGACCUGAGCCAUAACAACCUCACCUACAUCCCCACAGACAUUGGCUUCCUCCAGAAUCUUCAGUAUCUGGCAGUUACAGCCAACAGGAUUGAGAGCCUGCCUAAUGAGCUGUUCCAGUGCAAGAAGCUUCGCACUUUGAACUUGGGGAACAAUUGCCUGCAGUCUCUGCCGUCGCGGUUUGGAGAGCUGACUGGGCUGACACAGCUAGAGCUGAGAGGAAACCGUCUGGAGGGUCUUCCCGUGGAGCUGGGCGAGUGCCGACAGCUAAAGAGGACCGGCCUUGUGGUGGAGGAGGACCUUUUCAACACCCUGCCCACGGAGGUCAAGGAACAGUUAUGGAAAGUUGACAAAGAACAGGCUUGAAGAGGUGUGUGGCCGUGAGUGAAAACAGAUACUGAGCAUUUGGGCCCGGGCGUAGAGGAGGAACGCCUCUGCUGUCCCAGAGGGCUUGUUGAAGCAGGCAGUAGUCCUGCUGCAGUGUACUGCCAGUAAGGUUGGGUAUUGAGAAUUAGAGACACUUGGGCAGGGAGUACUGAUAGCUUCCUGUUGUUCUAUAAAUUCUUACCUGCAGUUGAUUUUCCUUCCUUUACAAACAACUUCUCAGGCAUUCCCAUGAUGCUUUUCAGCAGUAAUGUGGCAGGGACAGUGUGAUCUGCAGGGUGUGUUUACAUGUUAUGCUUCUCAGUUAUCUCAGUAUUCAAAACUGUCGGCCAACUUUGUUAAAUACAGAAAAAGAACGCAAAGUUUCCACUAUUCACAUUUACAAUAACAUAAAAUUCUUGUCUAAUCAAGAUAGAAUAAAUGAUUAAAUUAAUCUGUCCAGUAUUGAUAGUUUUACAGAUAAGAUAGCAAAGUGAUCACUCAGACAUCUGCCUCUUAAUUUGUGUGUAUGGGUUGUCAAAUCCCAAACUCCCAAUGCUAUCAUAAAAUGAAAAGUAAUUAAUCAUGAAAUUACGACAGGCGAGAUGCUUUAAUUCUGGUUGUUUUCUAAGUAAAAAUUAUGCACAUCUUUACUCACAGUAUUUGACAAGUUGUCUAAUUAAAUCACCAAAUAUUAUAUUUGUACAUAGACGAGGUUCCUGAAAUUCCUGGAAAAGUUAUGAAAUUAGAAAAACUGUUUUCUAACCCUGAAAAUUACUUGAAUUUAGCAGAAUGGUUUGGAAACAUUUUGAUUAUUCAUGGUUUUCAGCUAUUGUUGAAAAUGUGUCUAGGUUUAGGCAAAAUGAAUUCCUUGUAUUACUAUUUUAAGCUCUAGAUCCGCACUGCAUGACCGUUGAAACAUUACUUAUAUCACGUGAUACACAUUUGCGUAUGCAGCUAGUUGGGGGCAGGAAUGUCUAACAUGCUAAUUCGUAAAUGCCUGGGAAGUGUGUUUUUAAUAAUGAAUGGCAUUUGGACGACAAAUAUAAUACAUUGUCUCUAGAGAGGCAGACCAUAGCCAUGCUGGACGAAGGCUCUGCACCAAAACGUCGGUAGCUAAAUUUAGCUGGAAGAAGAUGAAGUGUGUGAUCUCUCCACAUUUUAGCCCUACUUUAAAUCGUUUGUGGUCAGAGAGGCGCCCAGGCAGGCUGUUACUAAUUUAGAUAAAGUUAUGGAAAUGUGGUAAAAUAUUAUGGAAAUGUUUUAAAAAUUCAUUCUUAGUAAUGUGGGAACCCAGUGACAGGAAAACUAUACACAGUCAAGUCUGCAAUCCCAUAAGUUUGACCUAUUAACGUAAAUUGUAACCAUGGUGGUCGUUGUUUUUCUGCUGUUUUCCUGGCCCUCAUAUGUUCUCAGUCUGAAAUGAAUCGGAAAAUCAUGAGCGUAUGACAAGCAAUCAUAAAUCAGGGAUAACUAAUGAUGAGUUAGAGCGAGAAAAGUUAUGGACUCUAAAACCCUUGUGUCUGAGAGAGUGUUGCAUAAGGUGGAAGGCAGAGAGUCAUCGAGGAGACUAUUGGUAUUGCAAGUGCUGUAGAGACUGAUGAGUUGUCUUCGGUUGGCCUGAGUCUUUGGUAGCAGCAGUACAACAUGUGGUAUUAGACUGAAGAGUGCAGACGAAACAUGGAGCCAGUUUGGCAGAGUGGAGGGACUGAUGGCCUCUUUCUGGGAAAAGAUGAGUAGUGUGUUUGACUCGGUGCUUGAGGACAGGCAAUUAUUUUGUUGAAUGCUAACCAGUCGACUGUUAUUCCAAAAUAUCACCCCCAUACAGUCGCACAAGUGGAGCAUGUUAUCAGUGAGCAGAUACCCAACCCUUACUGCCAGUAUGCUGUUCAGCGGGACUCCGGCAGAAUAUGCUUCAUGGUCAUGCUGCAUCCACGACGUUUGUAAUGAAUUGCACAGAACAAAAUGAACAAAUCUUGGGAAAAUGCUGAAAAGGUUUUGAAUUAAAUGAGUCAUGUCUGCAUCAAAAUAAAGUUUAUACAGGAUAACACAAUACUGUCAUAGAAAUGGAGCCUCAAAAUAUUAGUAAUAUAUCUGACAAGAGUGUAGAUACUUACCUGAAACACUAGAUUGGUUUAUUACUUAUUUUGUGGUGGAUAUGAAGUAAGCACUGAUCUACUUGUGUACCCUGAUAGCUGAGUGUUUAUUGUCUGCAAAUGACACGUAAAAGAACCAGACAUGUCCUCAAGUAUGUUUGGUAACACUUUCCGUGAAGGUAUCUACAUAAGAGUGACAUGACACUGUCAUAACUAUGACAUGACACUGUCAUGGACUUGUC
Molecule: messenger RNA, 5051 nt
Organism: Epinephelus lanceolatus (giant grouper)
Lineage: Eukaryota; Metazoa; Chordata; Actinopteri; Perciformes; Serranidae
Gene: lrrc8ab
Product: leucine rich repeat containing 8 VRAC subunit Ab
Cellular component (GO): cytoplasm
Molecular function (GO): protein binding
Source: RefSeq, a predicted model, not a curated record